Messenger RNA from Cuscuta campestris, 3419 nucleotides. NCBI's taxonomy places the organism in Eukaryota, Viridiplantae, Streptophyta, Magnoliopsida, Solanales, Convolvulaceae. The record is from the annotation of a GenBank genome assembly.
AUUAUUUAUUUCCAAAAAAAUUGUUGGACGUGUAUCGCACUGGGCAUAUGUAUUCUCGGUACCCGCCCUGAUGGGUUUGCAGCACUCUUAUUCAACAAUGCUUAGACUAUGCUGCGGUCUAUCGCCUUCUGCGUCGAAACUCUUAUCCCUCCCAACUUGCCGAUUCGCGAGGGUGAAGUUUUUUCGGAUUAGGGCGUUUGGAACGGCGGCCCCUGCCGCCGCUGAGAAGAACGGCGGCGACAUCUUCUUCGCGGAGGAUGACGUUUCCUGGAAGUCGCUCGGCGUUUCUGACCGCCUAUCUCGGUCUUUAUCUAGUAUUGGCUUUCAGAGGCCAUCUCUGGUUCAGGCUGCUUGCAUACCAAAUAUACUGUCUGGAGCUGAUGUCGUGGUUGCUGCCGAGACUGGUAGUGGCAAAACCCAUGGAUACUUGGUUCCAUUGAUCGAUAAGCUUUCUGAAAGUGGCGGUAUAUCAGGAGGGGAAGGUCUGUUGGAGAGGAAAGCAACAAAGUCCCGUCAACUUUCUCUUGUUCUAUGUCCAAAUGUCAUGCUGUGCGAGCAAGUGGUCAGAAUGGCUAACUGUCUUUGUAACAAUAGUGGCGAGCCAUUCCUCAAGGUUGCUGCUGUUUGUGGCCGACAGACAUGGCCAGUGAAAGAACCAGAUGUAAUGGUGUCAACGCCCGCUGCAAUUUUGAAUUAUAUUCACACAGUUGACUCAGAGAAUGGUCACCGCUCUGAUUUUAUACGUAGCUUGACACAUGUGGUUUUUGAUGAGGCAGACAUGCUUCUUUGUGGCAGUUUCCAAAACCAAGUCAUUCGACUCAUAAAUAUGCUUCGUUUUGAUGAAAAGCAACUGUCCCAUUUAAGCAAUCAUGAAGCUGAGAUGCUGACCAGGCGGAGUCCUGAUUCUCCUUUUGGCUGUGACCAAGAGGAUGUCAAUGGGGACUCGCUAGAAGAUUGCAACGACAAAGUUGAUGAUGUCGAAGAUGAUUCAAGCGCAACAGAAUCAGAAGUUGAUUGCAAGGUUGCCAAGAGAACAGAUUGGCGAAGAGUGAGAAAAACAUAUGAGAGAAGUAAGCAGUAUAUUUUUGUUGCUGCAACACUUCCUGUGAAUGGGAAGAAAACUGCCGGAGGAGUUUUAACACGGAUGUUUCCUUAUGCAUGCUGGGUCAGUGGAAACUACCUCCAUUGCCACAACCCAAGGUUGAAGCAGAAGUGGAUUGAAGUUACAACAGACACACAGGCCGAUGCUUUAAUAGAUUCUGUGAAAAAUGGAACCCAAUCCUCUGGAACACUUAGAACCAUGGUGUUUGCAAACACUGUUGAAGCCGUGGAAGCUGUAGCCAAGAUCUUGACGCGGGUUGGGAUCGAGUGUUUCUGCUACCACCGUAAUUGUUCCCUGGAGGAGCGCGCAGAAAAGCUAGCUGGCUUCCAACAGAGAGGCGGUGUUUUUGUUUGCACAGAUGCUGCUGCCCGCGGUCUCGACGUUCCUAAUGUUUCUCACGUUAUUCAGGCAGAAUUUGCAACAUCUGCUGUAGAUUUCUUGCAUAGGGUGGGUCGUACUGCUAGAGCCGGACAACCUGGGCUUGUGACCAGUCUCUAUACUGAAUCUAACCGGGAUCUUGUGGCUGCUGUUCGUCGAGCCGAAAACACGGGUGAACCAGUGGAAAAGGCCUUUAGUCGAAAGCGAAGCUUCAGAAAUAAACUUAAGAAGAGAGGUUCCAUCAACAAGAGUGUAGCUGAAGAAGAGCCUCUUCUCUCAUUAUGACAACAAAACAAAACAAAAACAAACAAACACAGAGGUAAGAAUCUCUAAUACACUCACAACACACAGACACUUACAUGAAUGAUUGGUCAACAGCAGCAACAAGAAGAGAGAAAGAGAGUUGCUACUUUUAUUAUAGGGUAGCAGGCAGAAGAAGAAGAAGAGGGGGGGGGGGGGGAUUGUAGGGUAGGGGUCCCCCCUGGGNCCCUGGGAGUUAAGGGCACUUGGGCUUGUUGCCAUGAGUGGUCAUGUCGGUGUAGCACUUGCCGCAGAGGUGGCGGUUGCCAAAGGUGCCAGGUGGGACGCACUUGCACCUGGUGCAGCAGGUCCCACAUGCUCUGCUGCACACAUUUGGCCUUGAAUGCGCGCUGCACCUCAUCUUGCACAGCCCUCCACAAUCUGCACACCCCCCCCCCCCAUUUCAACAAUCAAACAAACAAGUCCAUUUUCUUUUCUUUCCCUUUUUUCCUUGUCUGUAAUUUUAAAGUCUAGUUUGAUAUGAUUUUCUUUUAAUUUAAAACUAGAACUUUUUCUUUUGCAAUCUACGUUUAACACUAAUAAAUCUAUUAUAAUGUAGUAUCUGUUCGUGUAUUUGCUUUUUUUUUUCUUUCUUUGUCUGCAGGAUUGUAUGGACUGUGAGUUUCAGCUCUGUAUUUACAUUUGUACUUUUGUGUUUGUAGAUUAAAUAAUUGAAAUUCUUGUUGAUGUUUAAUCGAAAUUAUUCUUUCAAUUUAUUUAAAAAUUGAUGAGUAAUUUUUUUGGGACUGAGGGAAUAAUUUUUUUAAAGCAUAAAAUGAGCAUAAAAUAUACUCCCUCCGUUUGGAAAAACUCUUCCCAUUUGAUUUGGGGGAAAAAAUAAGAAAGUGUUAAAAUUAUAGUUGAUUUCCAAUUUUGCCCCUGAUGUGAUGGGUAAAAGUAAGAUGUGAUGGAUAGAUUAUUAGAGAAAAAGUAUGAUGUGAUAGGUAGGGUAUGAAAAAGUAAGGGUAAAAGUGGUUUUUUAAUAGAAAGGGGAAGUGUUUUGUUGGAAGUAGAAAAAAUAAAAGAGGAAGUGUUUUUGAGAACGGAGGGCAGUAGAAUUUGAGAGACAAAAUACAAAUGAAACGAGAAGUAAUUGAAACCUUACCGAGGAAAGGUAAGAGCCUUCUAUUGGGUCCCUUGACAACCUGGCCGGAUCGUUCCAAUUGUCAGUUUUUUUUUUUUUAAUUGCAGAGGGAUAUACAUCUCUAUUAUUGCUAUAUUAUUCUUUUGUCCUGAUUUAUUUGUCUAGCUGUUAAGGUUAGAAAAAAUUGUCCAAUUUUCAUAUUUUAAAAGAUAAAAUUGUAUGAAUUGUCCAACAUAUAUAUCCAUGUGGAAACAUUGAGUACAUAUAGUGACUACUAAUUGGAGUUGUCAAAAACAAUUUAAGAAAAAAUUGGAUUUGAAUUAUUGUGAGUAAGGAAAAUGAGCCAAAUGAGAAGGGAAUUGAAGUUAACAAAAUGCAUGUGGAAAACCAAAUUAAAACAGAAGACAAAUUAAAUCAAACCCGAGUUUGAGAGAAGGCCUCUUCCUCAUCAAGUUCAACUACUACAUCACAUGAAACCUGCAUGGAGUAAUGCCAAUCAUAUCUACUUCCUUAUAUAUCGUUUGACCAUGCAAAUAAUAUAUGACACUGUACAUA